GCGAGAUGGGGAGGAGCCUGAAUCCUCAGUCGACUCUGCCUCUAGGCUGCCUCUAAACGGAUUCUUCUCUUUUCUCAGCUAGUUCAAUCGUCUACAGAACUGUUACAAUGUCGUCGCUUGGUAACAUCGGCAACAUCAAUCCUAUUUUCCUCGAGCAUUGCGUAGAUAUUGCUAAGCAAACUGUGAUACCUUUCAAGUUCGACAAGCUCGAUGUCAAUUCUGCUCGGUCGCGUCUCACCGACCACUACCCUGACGCCUUCACGGACACUUACGGCACGGUCAGCGGGGCUCCAUUCGUUUACAAGACGGGUCAGCCCUGGCCUAAACGCGUGGGCGGUCCCGAAGCGCAGCCUUUCAUCCGCGAGACGCGCCCAGUGUAUAACCACCCCAUCACGCCCUUCUGGCCCAAGUUCCUCAGGCAUGCCGAGGCAUACCUCAACUCUCAGCUCAGCGUCAAGGUCACCGCAAUCACAGGCUUCGGCUUCGCCAACACGGGAGAGACGACGGCGUUUUGCCCGCUCCUGGUUACCAUCGGCGUGCCGCCCAACUCUCUCGCCUUUGAGGAGGCCAAGACCGCUGCUGACUAUGUCAAGGGUACUAUCCUUAGCCAGGCCGGCUUCCCCGACAUCGACGUUGCUGUCCGCGAGUGGACGACGAGCCUGUCGGGUCGUGGCCCCAAGCUCCCGUCCCUCGAUCCCCUCGUCGACCCCGUUGCCGAGUUCCGUCAUCCUUUUGCAUCCACCCUUGGCCUCUACGUAGCGCCGCUCAAGACGCCCUACUUUGAGGGCACCGUAGGCCUUUAUCUCCGCCGCAGCAGUGACAGCGACGACGUCCUCGCUCUCACGGCUGCCCAUGUCGCUCGCCCUCCCCCCGUGUACCCCAACACGGGCUUAUCGCAGACAAAUAGCAUCCGGCGUCGCGAGGAGAUCAUCUCCCUUGGUGGCAAGGCCUACGAGGACGCCACCACCAAUAUUAUGUCUAGGAUCGGCACCCUCCACGAAAUCAACGCUUCGUCGGAGAAGAAGAUCAGUAGGCUGCAACCGCAGCAGGAGGAAGGCAGGGGAGACGCCGUGGCGGUCGCCGCGGCGCUCCUGGAGGCCCAGCAGGAUGUGGUUAGGACGACGAGGAAUAUCGUACAACUGGACAGCCUUCACAGCGAGGUUACGAAGCUCAUGACGAACCCGAAGCAGCGACCCAUUGGCUUCGUCCUCCACGCCGACCCCAUUGGCGUCUCCGAUGGACCCGACGGAUAUACGAUCGACUGGGCCGUCAUCCAGCUCAACUGGGACGCUUUCGACUGGGACGAAUUCAAGGGAAAUCAAAUCUAUAUCGGGGACAAGAUCAAGGAGGGUGAAUACCGCGACCUCAUGUACCCCAACUACUCGGACCGGGCUGACUACAAGUACCCGCAGGAUGGGCUCCUCCAGAUCUACGGCUUCGUACCCGAGAGCGAGAUUCGCCAGCCCAAGCAGCUUAACGUCCACGGUGACAAAGCGAUGCCGGUCAUCAAGAACAGCUUGACCACGGGCACUACCGUCGGCUGGGUCAACGGACUCAAAUCCCUUGUUCGUUACCACGACGACUAUGACCUCGAGUUUACUGCCCUCGAGACUACCAUCGUGCCCUACGGCGGGCGUGGCGCCUUCUCCGACAAAGGCGACUCUGGCGCCAUCAUCCUUGACAGAGGAGGCCGUAUCGUCGCCGUGCUCACCGGUGGUGGCGGCUCGACCGAUGAGAUCGACAUCACCUUCGGUACCGCAUGGUAUGAACUCGAGCCGCACAUCAAGAAGGCCUUGCCCGGCUGCUACCUCUACCCGGUCGUCCCUGACACCAACAGUCCCGAUAUAUAAGUCCGCACGAUCCGUGACUUUUGGUGUGACUCCCUGUGAUUCUGUGACUCCUUGUGACACUGUCUCAAAGCCUGAACGCACCUCCUGUCCUCCUGCUUGUUCAACAUGUCUUCUUUAUCUGGCGGCUCCUCCCCUCUGAAAGCGGAGGAAAUCAUCGACUCCACAUUCGAAAAGAUGGCAGAGAUUCCAAAGGGGGGCUUCGCGCUGUCUCCGGAACAUACACACUCCCGGGGCACUCGAUCGCCUACCAUCUAUGAUAGGCAUCUACCUG
Molecule: messenger RNA, 2121 nt
Organism: Laetiporus sulphureus 93-53
Lineage: Eukaryota; Fungi; Basidiomycota; Agaricomycetes; Polyporales; Laetiporaceae
Exons: 4
Coding region: 108-1850 (580 amino acids)
Source: RefSeq, a predicted model, not a curated record